GUUCCCUUCCUUUCCGCAGGCGAUGGCGUUCUAGGCGGCUUGGGAAGUUCAACAAGGCCGCCUAAAACCGGGCCAAGCGAUGGUGGUUUUGAUGCAGGGAAGACAACUGCUGUUGUUCGGGCCAACGACGUUGCUGUCGUCGCCUCCCCCACUGCUUCAACAGCCGCAGCUUCCUCCUCGGUCGUCGGCUCUUGCUCGUCGUCCGCCGUCACAGGUCGGACCGGUAGCUGCUGCUCCUCUGUCAUGUCUCCGUCCAUAGCCUCCUCCUCCAUCACCGGUUCUGUGUCGCUCCCUUCGACGGUGACUUCCACCGCUUCGUCGGUCUCGGCGGACAUUGGUGGUCGCUCGUCGUCGGCGAUUCGGGUCACCGUCUCUGCUUGCACGAUCGGCGACUCUUCGGAGCUCCAACGGCGUCCGAUGCGGCGAGCACGGUCACGCAGCUCUGUCCACGACAGGUUCGAGAGCUUUGAAGAGCUCAUCGUCGAACCAGUUGUAGAAAUCGUCCCCGGUUGAGAGUUGUGGUGAACUCAAUUCUCGAAACCGGGCUCUGAUACCAGAUGUAGGAAACAAAGUUUCUACGGAUUGGGGAUUUGGGGAAGAACAGAAUUAGGAAUUAGGGAUUGA
Messenger RNA from Linum tenue, 624 nucleotides. Lineage: Eukaryota; Viridiplantae; Streptophyta; Magnoliopsida; Malpighiales; Linaceae. The record is from the annotation of a GenBank genome assembly.